CAGCCAAUGGAUUCCAAAUACAGUUAGUAAUCAUUCUUUUACAUGGUAAUCGGCAAAAAAUCGUGUAAAAUCAUCGUGUCCAUCAUGUGUGUAUAGUAAUUCCGGCUCUGAUAUUAAUUCAAAUGAGGACAGUAAUGUCCUCCAAGAAAGUUUUAUGAUAAUAUUUUUUAAGGUUUGAAACCCAUUCCAUGUGAAGUUACUCAGCAAUGCUUGUUCGUCGUAAAAGUGUUCGUCAGUGAUGAUUCUACAAAAAAUUGAUAAAUACUGUAUUAUUUCUUAAUAAUGAUAUAAGCGGUAGCGCUAGAACAGCUUAAACAGUGAAUAGAAAUAAAUGAAGUUGCAUGUGAUGAAUGAGUCAUGCUAAUGAAAAAUUUACGAGCAUAGGUAGUACUGCGACGGAUGUCUGACCGUUUUACUACUUGGCGGGACUAGCAGUCUCAGUACGAUCAGAUUACAUUAAAUGACACUAUUUACAAUCGUUAAUAUAUAAUGUAAUGAGAGUAUUUAUAGUAUGCGGUUAGAUCGAAUGAAAUAACAAUCGGUAUAGACCGAUCUAUCCUAAGGAAGUAAUGAAUGAUGAAUAAGAAGACAAACACUGCUAGACGUCGAGAUUUCUAUGAUGGAAUUGAUCGUAAAACGUAAAUGAAUCGAGAGUCCUUGAUCGUCGCUGAUUGUGUUCUGACUGUAUAAUCAUUGUGAAACGGAUUUUAUAAUUAUUUAUGAACUGGCGACUGUAUAGAAACAUAUAUGCACAUGUAAACACGUAAAGUUAUAUGUGGUAACUCGUAACUGCGCGUGCGUUUAAUUCCAUGGACCGCGCACGAGCACGAUAGUAUGCUUUGAUCAUGCAACGAGUCGAAGAACGAGCUGAGUUCUGUUAAUUUUCUUUUACAAGACUUCCUACUUUGGAUGAUAAGAAGGUCGUUAUCAUAUUUCAAGACGUGUCAAUGCCUCGAAUUUUGAACGCUUGUGCGAUUGUUACAUGCAAAUAAGAUGUUUGCUUGUGAAACGUCUAUGUGGCUUGUUCACGGAUGGGGAACAUCGACCGAUCGUUACUUCCACGCGAGAACGCGAGGAAGAAGGGUAGGAAAUUGUUCGCCGGAAAACAGACGCUACAAUCAAUCGACAACUACCGGCGGCAUCGCCUCGAAGCCUUAGGAUUACAAUAAGAAAAAUAAAAUGUCAUCCCCAUGUCAUAAGUUUUCGCGCCGGAAUUGAUUAAACGAACAUCGCGAAUACAAAAUCGUUUUGUGCUCUCAUUGUCAGUGCAUUUUUGCACCCGUGAAUACAUUUAAUUGGAAAAUGCUCGUACAAGAAGAAUGAGGAAGCGAUUAUUGCUUUACACUUUUGGUGUCAUCGUGUUCUUUAUCCUGACAAUAUUCACGGACAACAAUUUCAUUCAACAUGUGUCAUUAUUAGUGGUCAGCGACGCGAACGAAAUCACGUGCUACGAAAUACCAAACGCUCCGGAUGGCCUUCCAGAUUUCGAUCCGGUGUCAGAUGAGCCGGCGGGUGACAGAAACAUUUUCUUUCACGAGACAUCAUGUUUCGCUGAAAACGGCUUGGUGAUUAACCCCCGUCAAGCCUGUGCAGUGGAGUCCGCUGCUAUGAUGAACCCGAAUAUGAACGUGUACCUGCUGUUUGUUUCUGCCGCAAAGAUCUCAAAUCAAUCGAGGGAUCUCUUCAAUCAAUUGAAGAGCUAUCCGAACGUUCGGAUCAGACAUAUCUACCCGUUGAAAUACGUGAAGGACUCGCCGUUAGAAUCAUGGUACAAAAGCGGGGAAUUAAAACGGAGUCACUGGCCAACGAGUCACAUGUCCGAUAUUCUUAGGUACCUAACGCUAUGGAAAUAUGGAGGAAUAUACUUGGACCUAGACGUCGUUAUCACGACUUGUUUAGAAAAAUUAACAAAUUUUGCCGGCGCCGAAGACUGGAAAAAUGUGGCUGCCGGUGCUGUGGGGUUUGACGGCUCGGAGCUGGGUCGACGUAUGGCCGAUAGCUGUAUUCAGGAUAUAAAGACGAAUUUCCGUGGCGAUAUCUGGGGUAAUAAUGGCCCUGGAGUAAUUACGAGAGAGUUACAAAAUCUUUGUUCCACGAAAUAUAUUCGAGAGAUGACCACUGUGCGGUGUCAUGGUUUUAAAGUUUUUUCCCCGUCGGUCUUUUAUCCAAUUCAUUACAAGAAGUGGAAAAUGUACUUCGAGAGCCAAGACAAGAACUCGACGAUGGAGUUGGUGAAGAAAGCACGGGCUAUUCACGUGUGGAACAAGCUCAGUAGGUACGAAGAAGUGCGCGUGGACAGCGACGUUCCAUACGCGAUCGUCGCAAGGAAACAUUGUCCGAAAAUCUUCAACAAUUGUGGAAAAUUUCAAAGUGCGUGUAGGAGAAGAAUGAAGAAACUCUUAUUGUUUAGCGCUUUUUGUAUCAUCAUACUCUGUAUCGUGAUGGUAUUCACGUACAGAAAUUUCCUUCAACAGGAGUCAUUAUUAAUGCAUGUCAGUGACAAAAUCGUCAUCAUGGAUGAUCUCCCAGAUUUCGAUGCGGAAUCAGACAAGCCCCUAUCGGACAAGAACAUUUUCUUUAUCGAAACAUCGGGUAUUACGAAAGGAGAUUUAAUGCUGAAAAGUCGUCAAGGCUGUGCGGUCGAGUCUGCCGCUAAAAUGAAUCCAAAUAUGACCGUGUACCUGCUGCUCGUCUCCCGUUCGAAGGUUCCAAAUCAAUCGACGAAAUUCUUUGAUCAGUUGAAAAGGUAUCCGAAUGUUCGAAUCAGACGCGUCUAUUUAGACAAAUACAUGGAAAACACGCCGCUGGAAAAGUGGUACAAAGGAGGCGCGUGGAAGGACAGUGAAUGGCCUACGUCGCACAUGUCCGAUGUCCUUAGGUAUCUGACGCUGUGGAAGUACGGAGGAAUAUACUUGGACUUAGACGUCGUUGUCACAAAGUCUCUCGAAGAUUUAAAAAAUUUCGCUGGUAUUCAAGAUGAGGAAACUGUGAAUUCUGCUGUUAUCGGUUUCGACUGUUCACCAUUGGGACGAUUUAUGGCCACUCUUUGCAUUCACGAUUUGAAAAUGAAUUUCCGUGGCGACAGUUGGGCUCACAAUGGCCCUGGAGUAAUCACGCGAAUGUUACAGAAAUUUUGCUCCACCAAGAAGGUUGAGGAAUUGACCACCAAGCGGUGUCAUGGUUUCGAAAUUUUUUCUCCGUCGAUCUUUUAUCCAAUUCGUUACGCGAAUUGGGCGAUGUACUUUAAGGACGAAGAGAAAGAGAGAACAAUUGAAUUAGUGAAAGAGGCGCGAGUCAUUCACUUAUGGAAUAAACUUAGCGACGAUGAAGAAGUGCGCGUAGAGAGCGACGUACCAUAUGCGAUUCUUGCAAGAAGACAUUGCCCGAGAGUUUUCUAUAAUUCUGGAACAAUAUUUCGAUAA
Ceratina calcarata is the source of this 3422-nucleotide messenger RNA. RefSeq lists its product as uncharacterized. The transcript has 10 exons. Gene Ontology annotation, biological process: glycosphingolipid biosynthetic process. Gene Ontology annotation, molecular function: alpha-1,4-N-acetylgalactosaminyltransferase activity. The coding region runs from base 1320 to 3422 and encodes 700 amino acids. The record is from RefSeq and is a predicted model, not a curated record. Lineage: Eukaryota; Metazoa; Arthropoda; Insecta; Hymenoptera; Apidae.